GUUGUGCGCAUAUGCGUAGUUGUUCGUUUGUACUCUGUAUUAAUUUUUAGGCUGUUGAUGUUUACAAUAUUCACUUAACGGUUGAUAGUAAUAUUCUUUGUCAAAUUAUACAUUAUUUGAAAAAUUAAAAACAAAACAAAACAAGUGGUCAUUUUUAGUUUAAAAAUUCAUGAUUAUCAAUAUUUUAAUAAAAAAUUUAUUUUUUUACAUAAUAAGUUUUUUUGUGUUUACACAAAUUACAAUGACGCAAACGAGUUCAAAACCAAAUUAUAAACUUCCAUUUGAAAAUCAAAAUAGUUCUAGUGGUUAUGAUGUUGAAUCAUAUUAUUAUAAAAUAAAAUUAGUACCGCAUAUUCAAGAAAAUGAGGUGACUUUUGAUGGAGAAGUUUCCAUAGAUUUUAAAAAUAUAAUAGCGAGUAGUUGGAUUAAAUUGAGCGCUAAAAAUUUGGAAAUUGUGGAAAAUGUUAUUUUGAAAAAAGAUGAUGAAAUUUAUGAGUCAAGUGAUUAUACUAUCACUAUUGAUGAUUCCGGAAAUACAUUGACUAUAAAUUUCGAUAGAGAAAUCGCACUUGGUAUUUAUAAUUUAUAUAUCCAGUAUAAAAGUCAUGGUCUCGGCAGUAGCAAAGUUUUGAAACAUACUUAUUAUUUUGAUAAACUUGGAAAAAAACAAUGGAUAUUACUGAGUGAUUUUCAAAAUGGGGGAUUAGAAGAAUUGUUUCCAUCCUGGAAAAGUGAUUGGUGUCCCUCAAAAUUUGAAUUUUCCAUCAAGCACAAUAAAGAGUAUACCGUAUUAUUCAAUGCGCCGGUAAAAGAAAUAGUAGCAGCAGAGGAUUCAAAUUCAGUGUGGACAAUUUUUGAAAAAGCUCCAAGUUUAACUCCGAAUAGUUUUGCAUUCAUUGUUGGAGAUUUAGAAUAUUUGUCUGCACACGAUGACGAUCCGUUCAAACUUUGGUUCCCUAAAAAUACAAUCGAUUGUGAAAAUAACGACAUUAAAAUUGUGGAAAAAUUAUGGAAAGCACUGGAAGACGUGACCGGUGUAAAUCGUAAAGAGCAUAAAUACAAUAAGUUGGAUGUUGUCGUUUUGCCGGAAUUUAUUAAGAUCAAACGAUUUAACUGGGGACUCUGUACCGUCAAUGAUGAGAGUAUUGGGUUCAAAGAAAAUAUCGAUAAAAUCGAAAAAAUUACCACAAUUACGGAUAUAGCAUCUUCACUUAUCGAUCAUUGGCUUGGUGACCUUAUUCAAACUGUCACUUAUGAUAAAGGAAGACCCUUGAGCUAUGGCCUUCGUUCUUAUUUAGCUCAACUGGUAGCUGAUAAGGUUGAUAAAAAUGCUCAUUCUAUUGAUCGAUUUAUCAAUAAUCAAGGACAAGAAGGAAAUUGGAAUGAAUUUCAUUAUAAUUAUAUAUCGCGUACAAUCGAAAACGUUCUGGGUAAAGACAACUUCCGAACGGCUCUAAGAAAUUAUAUAUUAAAUAAUGAAUCUAAAGAUCAGAUAGUCAGUGAGCUUUCCGAUGAAAUCGCAAAAGCAUCUGGAGACAAGAAAGAAUUUAUGGAAAAAGUUUUGAAAAAUUGGAGUACUUUUUCGUCAUUUCCCACACUCACGGUCACUCGUAAUUAUGAAAAAAAUAAAGCAAUUGUUACACAAGCACGAUUUUUAUCUGAUCCGGAGUUAGAUUGGAGAUAUUGGGUGCCAUUGAAUUGGGCAACUCAAGACGAGCCUAAUUUCGAAGAUACGUCGGUAACUCAGUGGUAUGAUGGUGAUUUAAUGAAAACCGAAAUUCCGGUUGCAGUUGCUGAUGAUCGUUGGAUAAUUUUAAACAAACAACAUUUUGGUACUUAUCGCGUAAAUUAUGAUGAAAAAAAUUGGAAAUUAAUAAUAAAUUAUCUGAAAACUGAUGAUUACUCAAAAAUUCAUCUCUUCAAUCGUAUUCAGCUGAUUAACGACGCAUUUACUAUUGCCGGUUGGGGAUUUCUUGACUACAGUAUACCUUUUGAACUAGCGGAGUAUCUUCCUCGUGAAACAGAAUUUGCUCCAUGGGCAGCAUUUCUGCAUCAUAUUGAGCAGUUAUAUUAUGAAACAUCACUACGUCAUUCCGAAUACUACGAUAAUUUCAAGAUAUAUGUUUUGAAGCUGACUGAUGAAUUAAAAAAACGGAUCCUACUCACGGAUGAAGCUGAUGAUGAUUUUACCACGCGGCUUUUGAGAAUUUCUUUGGUGAAUGUGCGUUCCAUUUAUGGGUCAAGUGAUGAAGGAAAUUAUGCCCUUGCUAAACUUAGAAAUUGGCUCGACGAUCCUGAUAAAUAUCCCAUUGAAACUUGAAGUUUCAGUUUCUCUACAGCCAGUCGGAAAAAGUUAAUUUCAGUCCAAUGCCGCGAGUUGAUAUUAGAAACGCGUAAAUUGUGAAUGCCUUUAGUCAGCGGGCAGAAACAAAAUUUUUUUUCAGCAUUCCUGCACCGCAAGUUCGAAUUCCUGCGCCGUUGAGUAGGAAGAAAGUCGCUCUUUUCUUAUGUGAGAAUUAGAGUGUCUUUAGCUCGGGAAAAGUAGAAAAUCUAGCAGGGGACGAACAAGCGGAUAAUUGCUUGUUGGGAACCCGAAAGGUACAAAUGGAGAAGCCCUUUACAUAGGGUACGAGGAGAACUUGCAUCCCACCACUAAUCUAUGCAAACAGUUGACCAGAGCUGAAGUCUGGUACCAUGGGGAAUCCAUUCCAAGCCCCACUUCGACCAGAGUCUCUCUAUUUCCUGAGAUGGAAGGAGUGUUUGGGUCCAAAUGAGGUCGGACUCGUGGUGGUUGUUGGUGAGGCACCCACAUGCAAUGCAUACCUAAUGGUUAAGUUAAUGUGAGCUUAUGCUCAUAUUUCGCUUUUAUAAUAUAUGGUGGAGUUGAUUAUACAAAUACACACAAAAAAAAAAAUUCUCGACUGAAGGUAAAUAUUCUUGAUUCAAGAAAAUUUUUUUGGAGACCUAAAUUUUCUCAGAUAAAGUAGAAAUCUUCUCCAACCAAGACGAAUUCUCUUGAGUCAAGAAAAUCUUGACUUGGUUUCCGAAAACGUUUGUCUUCAAAAAUAUUUUCUUGACUCAAGAUAUCUGUUUUUUCUGUGUAGGGAUUUCGCAGCGCGAGUAUGCCCAAAAGGGCGAUGUAUCGUCCUCCCGUCAAACGGAGGUGGGCCUAACAGCCCCGUUACAUUAAUUAACUUAGAUGAGAAAACAAAUACACGAC
Messenger RNA from Microplitis mediator, 3220 nucleotides. Its product is annotated as aminopeptidase N-like. Lineage: Eukaryota; Metazoa; Arthropoda; Insecta; Hymenoptera; Braconidae. Gene Ontology annotation, biological process: peptide catabolic process; proteolysis. The coding region runs from base 170 to 2320 and encodes 716 amino acids. The transcript is spliced from 10 exons. Gene Ontology annotation, molecular function: metalloaminopeptidase activity; zinc ion binding; peptide binding. The record is from RefSeq and is a predicted model, not a curated record. Gene Ontology annotation, cellular component: cytoplasm.